GCUCACAUAUGGGUUGGAUUACAAAGGAAAUGUGUGUGGGGAUAAACAUGCCAACCCAGAUCUUCGGGAAUUGGAGAUUAGAUAUUGGGUGAACCCUAACCAAGUUUAUGAAAGUGGCCUUAAGGGCAGUCGGUUUACACUUGGCGAUGCUAGAAGCAUAUGCUUAAUGGAAUGCCCUAUUCCAUCCGAAGAUGGUCUCAAUUGGGUCUGUGAUUAUCCAGAUGGAGAUAUUCACAUCUCAGUUGAUGAUUGGAUUGAUAGAGACUAUGAUUAUUAUGAGUUCCUGACACCUGAGAUGAGGAAUAGCUCUCUUCAGCUCCAAGGGCCCUGCUACCCAGUUAUCUUUCCAAGCGUAAAUGUUUAUUGGAGUUGCCAAUUCAUAGCACGUGCAUCCAAUGCAUCUAUGCGACAUUGGCAACAGAUGGGUGGAGUCAACAUAAAUGAAAACAUAUUAAUCGAUAAGACAAUCCACAGGGCAAUAAACUCCCAGUCAUCUGUCCUGAAGAGAUAUGUUGCAGACAUUGGGAAGGCUUGGCCAGUGUUGAUAGUUUGUGGAGGGAUUGUACCACUAUUUUUAUCUUUGAUCUGGCUAUUAAUGGUUCGUCAUUUUGUUUCUGGAAUGACCUGGAUAACUGUGAUUCUCUUCAAUGUUUUGAUAAUAUCCAUCACAAUGUUUUAUUAUGCAAAAGCUGGUUGGAUUGGCCAUGAUGUUGUAUCAGUUGUCAUUGGUGAAAGUGAUCCUUACUUCAGCUUUAGUGGAAGGGAAAUUAGUCAUCUCCGUGCUAUGGCUGUUCUUAUGACAAUUGUAAUGAUUAUUUCCAUCCUUUCUUCAAUAGCCAUUGUACGUCGCAUCCUUAUGGCAACAUCUGUUCUGAAGGUUGCUGCAAAGGUGAUUGGCGAGGUUCAGGCCCUUAUAAUUUUUCCAGUUUUCCCAUAUACAAUUCUUGCAAUCUUCUAUAUGUUCUGGUUUUCUGCUGCAAUGCAUCUUUUCAGUUCUGGCCAGAUCAUCAAGAAUGAUUGCAAUGCUAAUUGCUGUUCCUAUGAUCUCAAGUCCAAUCGAGUUUCUUGUGAUGAUUGUUGUGGCUAUAGUAUCCACUAUACUUCUCAUAUUGCAGCUGCCAUCCUGUUUCACCUAUUUGGGUGUUUUUGGGCUACACAAUUUAUCAUUGCAUGCUCAGCGACAGUCAUUGCAGGAUCAGUUGCUUCUUACUACUGGGCUCAUGGUGAAAUAUCGCAAGAGGUUCCAUUUCUUCCUGUUUUUGCUUCUAUGCAACGUCUCAUGCGAUACAACCUUGGCUCGGUUGCACUUGGUUCUUUGGUGGUGUCUAUUGUAGAGUCAAUACGAUUUAUACUUGAGUCACUUCGCCGCAGAUUGAAGCUUGUGAAUACUAUUCCUGUAAGCAGGAUAGAGAAAAUGGCUUCAUUUUCUUCAAAUUGCUUUCUUGGAUGUAUUGAUUGGACCUUGAGGUCUGUUAACAGGAGUGCAUACAUCAUGAUUGCUAUUACUGGUAAAGGAUUCUGCAAAGCCUCUUCUAUUGCAACAGGUCUAAUAAUGAAUAACAUAUUGCGCAUAGGCAAAGUGAAUGUCAUUGGUGAUAUUAUCCUCUUUCUUGGAAAGUUAUGUGUUAGCCUCUUCUGUGCCUUGUUUGCGUUCCUCAUGUUGGACACAUACAAAUAUAAAUCUGCCCAUAAUAGGAUAUCUUCUCCUUUGUUCCCUGUUCUGGUAUGUUGGGGACUGGGCUACAUUGUUGCAACCCUUUUCUUUUCAGUUGUUGAGAUGUCCAUCGACACAAUCAUCCUUUCCUUCUGCCAAGAUGCUGAUGAGCACCAAGGGAAUGCUCAAUAUGCCCCUCCCUUGCUCAUGGAAACUCUUGAUGGCCAAGGGGAGAUGCAGAGACUAACCCAGGGGUCUUGAUGGUCUUUUCAUUUAAGAUUUCAUUUGGAACGCUUUCUUACUGCUUCUUAAAACAGCUUUUUAUAUA
Dendrobium catenatum is the source of this 1982-nucleotide messenger RNA. Its product is annotated as choline transporter protein 1. The record is from RefSeq and is a predicted model, not a curated record. Lineage: Eukaryota; Viridiplantae; Streptophyta; Magnoliopsida; Asparagales; Orchidaceae. Gene Ontology annotation, molecular function: transmembrane transporter activity. Gene Ontology annotation, cellular component: membrane. Gene Ontology annotation, biological process: transmembrane transport.